AUGUUGGUGCCGCCACAAACCGGUACAACCAAUACGACGUCGACUGUAUCGCCAACUGCUGCCGCGCCUCUAACGAUAAACAACGCCAGCGCAUCUUCGACUCUUCCGUUGAUACCCACAGCUCCGCCACCCGAAGCAUUCACCGUGCCGAUAUCUCCCAAGGUAUCCCCGUGGAAUCACCCUUGGCCCGCACCCACAACGGCAAUGAGCGACCAAGAUGCGUGCCCAGUCGACUGGAACUUCAUCCUUUCCAAGGCUCCACACAUACGUCAAGAUGAUGUAGCCACCUGGGAGAGCCGCAAGCCGGGGGCGAAAGACGGAGAGCAACCUUCUUGGAACGAACUUUCGAAAGUCUUCGACGUUACCCUAGAAGCGGUCCGCAAGCGUGCUAAGAAAGUCACGCUUGCACUUUUUAAGCUUACUGGGGUCUACUUUUCCAACUCUGCUGCAGGAUUAGAGGAGUUUGGCAUAUCAAAAGCGCCUACUGGACUCCAAGAGAAGAAGAAGAAGAAAGCGGCAGCCACGAUGGCACCCGUUGGACAAGGACCCCAAAUUGAGGAUAUCAAACAGGCCAUGAUCCAGUUCAUUCUGAAACCACCCGCUUCCGAAUGCAAUGACCGCUGCAAGGAGUGCUGCACCAGCGGUAAAUGCUACGAUCACAGCUGUAGUAUUGCUAUGGACUGCUGCAAGCAAUGCUGCGGGGAGAUAUGGUAUUGUCAUGGAUGUGACGACGACCCAGAAGGGGAUUGCGACAUGCCGUUCUGUGGAGAAGAGGUUUGCCAGUGCCCAUGUGUGCACAAGCCGACGCCGGAACAUUCUGAAGCUCGUUGGAAAGCCUACCUACAAAAUGAAGGCGCUCCAUUUGGCUGCCCAGAUCCCGGACAUCAGAAUGUUGUCACUAUAUAUGUCCCGACUAAAGACAUUGUACCAUACUGCGCCAAACCUCUCCCCAAUACGGUACUUUUAAAUGUUGAACUUGAAGACUUCAAGUUCUUCCUCAAGUAUCUGCCCUCAACGGAUGGUGAACACGGCAGGUCUAUGGGUCAGAUUUUCCGCGCUUACUGCUGUGCGCGGGCCCUUAAUUCUGACGGUGUUGCGGAAAAGAUCAUCAAGACGCUUUGGAACAUUCUCUACAAAGAGCAGGAGCUUCUCAGGGGAUACCGGUCUGGACUGUACGCGGUGAUGUCAAGGGUCGACGUGCCCUUAAGGAUCAUGGAUUUUGAGGCUGAGGAUAUUGCGUAUCUAUAUACUCACACCAAGCCUAGUGAUCCGAUCCGGGUAUCCCUAGCUGACAUCGUCCGAUCGAAAGGAGAAGUCGGCCUAUCAAAGGUACGAGAAGAGCUGGGCAGGUACCCCGGACAGUUUCUCUGGGAUAUUGGGAUGCGAGUCUCCUCUCAACCGAACGAGAACCCCCAAACUUCCAAUUCCGUGAUGGAUCUUGGUCCUGGGGCGCUUUUUGGGCAUUUGAAGUGCUGUUCAACGCACACCAGGUUGGCGAAAACCGCCGAAGAGCUCAGGCUUGAGCUCGAAGACGCAGAGCUUUGUAUCUGGGGUGAAUACAGGUUUUUGGGGUGGAAAGAAAGCAUUUAG
Periconia digitata is the source of this 1590-nucleotide messenger RNA. The record is from the annotation of a GenBank genome assembly. NCBI's taxonomy places the organism in Eukaryota, Fungi, Ascomycota, Dothideomycetes, Pleosporales, Periconiaceae.